This is a messenger RNA of Botrytis sinoallii, 3708 nucleotides long. RefSeq lists its product as uncharacterized. Gene Ontology annotation, biological process: peptidoglycan turnover; carbohydrate metabolic process. Bases 684 to 3506 code for a protein of 940 amino acids. Gene Ontology annotation, molecular function: hydrolase activity, hydrolyzing O-glycosyl compounds; acyltransferase activity, transferring groups other than amino-acyl groups. Lineage: Eukaryota; Fungi; Ascomycota; Leotiomycetes; Helotiales; Sclerotiniaceae. The transcript is spliced from 6 exons. The record is from RefSeq and is a predicted model, not a curated record.
CUUGAUGAUAAUAAUGAUAUGCCAAGUCGCCGAGAUUAUAUGUUAUUGUUUGAAUUUUGUAUGAACUUUGAAAACAUGCUGGCUUGUCUUUUCCUGAGCAAUCAAUUUUCAAGUCGUGAUAUUUGUCUGGAGUAAAGCCACACACACCACGGCGCACAGUCCGACAAUUCCCCGGUGCAACAUCAUGUGACCAAUUCAGAUGGAGGAAGAACAACAUCCCAGCCACCCACUUAUCACUGUCUAGUACCUCGUAGGUACAUUUUGACACACCCCAAGGUGCUGGAUAUGUGAGGCUGAUGAUUAUACAUCAAAAUAUAUUUCAUGCAUACCUUUUGAAUAGUAGCGAAGAAGCGACGGCUGUGAUGAAUACGUUCAUUUUCAUUUUUCCUUGUAUAACACCAUCCAAUAGCAUUCUUCACAUAUCAUGAUUUCUUAAUUACACACGGAAAGCGGAGCAGACGAUCAUCCUAGACACCCGGCCAACGUUGCGCUCAAGUUUAUAGCCCUGUUACACUCUCUAAAUUACGUUGUCCGGAGGGAAAAUAACGACAUUUGUACAGCAAGAACAUAUCAAAGAUGGAUGCUACAGAAGAGGAACUGGAUCCUUUGUGGAAGGACCUCGAUUGGUAGGUUCUGGGCCAUUUACAUAGAGACUUGGAAAUAGGCUAACAAAAUAAAGGGCCAUGGGACAAUGCUUUAUGAUGGGAUUUGAGGGGACCGAGGUUACUCCUCAAAUCAGGACUCUUAUUGAAGAUCAUCAUCUAGGUGCUAUUUUGCUGUCGACCAAGAACAUGAAGUCUGCCCGAGAGACAGCAAAUUUAGUACAGGAACUCCAAACGAUCGCGCACCAAGCUGGUCAUCUAGUCCCUUUAAUCAUUGCUCUUGAUCAAGAGAAUGGUGGCGUUAAUAGCCUUUUUGAUGAAGAUUACAUCUGUCAGUUUCCCAGUGCAAUGGGAAUGGCAGCAACUGGAUCUCUAGAGCUUGCAUACGAAGUUGCCAAUGCAACAGCCAAAGAAUUAUCAGCAGUUGGUGUUAAUAUGAUAAUGGGCCCUUGUCUUGAUGUCUUGACAAAUGCUCGUUAUCAACCAUUGGGUGUUAGAGCUACUGGAGAUGAUCCUCAAGAAGUUUCUCAAUAUGGUAUUGCUGCCAUGAAUGGGUAUAAGGAUGCCGGGCUCGCUUCCUGCGGGAAACAUUUUCCAUCUUAUGGAAAUUUAGAUUUCCUAGGAUCAUCUCUUGACAUGCCCAUUAUCACAGAGACUCUUGAGCAGCUAAGUCUUGGUGCUCUGGUUCCAUUCCGAAAUGCUAUUCGUGAAGGAAUGGAUUCCAUCAUGGUUGGUGGAUGUGCAAUAGCAAAUGCUGGAAUGAAUGUCAUGCACGCCUGUCUUAGUGAUCAAGUUGUGGAUGAUCUCCUUCGGAACGAUCUUGGCUUCAAUGGUGUAGUUGUUUCUGAGUGUCUUGAGAUGGAAGCAUUAAGCCAUGAUAUUGGAGUUAGAGGUGGUACCGUCAUGGCAGUAGAAGCUGGAUGUGAUCUGGUACUUCUCUGUCGCUCUUACUCUGUUCAAAGAGAAGCCAUUGCAGGAUUGAAACUUGGACUGGAAAAUGACAUGAUCUCUAGAGAACGUAUAAACCUCUCUUUGAAGCGAGUCUUGAGGGUCAAAUCACAGUGCACAUCUUGGGCUAAAGCCUUGAACCCUCCAGGUAUUAGCCAUCUAACAUCUUUACAUCCUGGCCAUCUCGCUUUGUCUACAAAAGCAUACGAUAACUCAAUAACUAUCAUGAGAGACAAAGGCCAUUUACUCCCGCUAUCAAAUAGUUACUCUGAAGAUGACGAUGAUCUUCUCCUUUUAACACCAUUAGUGAAGCCAUUACCAGCAUCUACCGCAACUCUUGGUCACGAGAGUGCAAAAUCUACCAACAAUGAAUCUGAAAAAUCACACAAAUCAUCAAUCAUGAGUGGUGAAGGUGUUUUUCGAGAAUUAGGGAGAGCUCUAGCACGUCAAAGACAUGGAAGACUUCUUCAUACUUCAUAUACCGCAAAUGGAGUUCGACCAGUCCAUGAAAAUCUGAUCAACAGAGCAGGAACCAUUAUCAUUAUAACAGCUGAUGCAACUCGAAAUUUAUAUCAAAAUGGAUUUACCAAACAUGUCGCUAUGAUGUGUUCGAUGCUUAGUUCUGCAGGAAAGAAGAAGUCAUUGAUUGUGGUUUCAGUUAGUUCUCCAUAUGAUUUUGCUAUGGACAAGAGUAUUGGGACAUAUGUUUGUACUUUUGAUUUUACGGAAACGGCUAUGAAAGCAUUGGUGAGGGCGUUAUUUGGGGAUUUUGUUCCUCAAGGAACAUUACCUGUUACGCUUAGAAAGAGUAGGAAAGUACAGAAAUCGAGACAGCAUUGGUUAGUGGAGAGUUAUAAUAGAGAUAGAGAUGCAAGAGGUCUACAAGCACUUAUUACAUCUAUCGAGAAGACUACUCCACCGAAUCAACAAUCGGCAUUAGCGGGUGCAACAGCGGGCUCGUUUGAAAUGCCAUCUGCCGUAAACAAUAAUUCUCUUGAAGAGUCUCAUUACGUUGUGCGCAACAGCAGUACUCAAGCUCUAUUUGGAUUUUGCUCCACCACCUAUUUACCCAGUACUCACACCGGUACAAUCUCCACCCUAUUUGUCGACCCUUCCAAGCGUAAUCUCUCAAUCGGCCACUCCCUCCAUCAACGUGCCCUCCGUCAUCUCCUCCAAAAACCAAAUAUCACUCACCUUCAACUCGGCUCUACCCUCCCAGCUAUCUACCUUGGCAUUCCUAUGAGUGACCUCACCGAAGGUGCACGCCUUAAACGUUGGUUCGCUACAAAUGGCUGGGACAUCCUUUCUCCCAGAUUCCUAUACACGUUGAUAAUUCGCAACGUAUCAAUUUGGACACCUCCAGAAGGCCUCUUAGGAACGAUCCAACGCUUAUCCCUUCAAUUUGAUUUGAUUCAUGGUCCUUCCAACUCCGCAACCCAAGUUCUCGACUUCGUCCAGACCCAUUCAUCGCCUGAAAUUCAUAGUCUUUAUAAUCUCGCAAUCAUGGAUCCAAAAUCUUGUGGUAUCGUGAGGGCUAAAUCACCAAUCGAUGGGAGUCUCGUGGGCACGAUUAUUAUCUCAAAGUCUGGUACUAUGCUUUCGCGUUGGAUGCCCGUUCUUUCUUCUUCUCCUAUUCAAUCUACUUCUGUUUCCCAUACAAAUCCCAACAAUUUCAAUCCCAAGGGAAAAGAAAAGGAAGAAAAUAGAAAUGGGAAUAACUCAGUAGGAGGUAUCUUAGCCCCAAUCAUCCCAUCGAAUAAUGCGCAACGAGAAACAAUCUUGCAAGGAUUGGUCAUGUUGAGUAUCAGACAGAAUAGAAAUAAGGGGGAUGGAAAGGGAGUGGUGUUGAAUUGGGUUGUGGGAAGUGAUCGGGAUGUUUUGUUGGGGAUGGGAUUCGACGUGUUGGAGGCGUGGGAAGAGGUGAUUUGUGAAGUUGAGAGGGUGAGUUUAUUUUGAUUUGCGACGUGAGGAUGGUGUGAUUGUCAAGGAGCUGGGUUGGAUGGAUGUAUGGAGAGAUUGUAUGGGAAAGAUAUGCUAAUGAAUGCUUGUUUAUAGUGGAGUGAUAUAAAUUUAGGUUGAAGGGGAGAUGGAAAGAGGUGGACAUAUGAUGUGACAUUUUCUUGUAUGUUUAAUAUAAUCAAUCUUUUCUUCGGAAUGU